Molecule: messenger RNA, 3758 nt
Organism: Erigeron canadensis
Lineage: Eukaryota; Viridiplantae; Streptophyta; Magnoliopsida; Asterales; Asteraceae
Product: protein transport protein Sec24-like At4g32640
Exons: 25
Coding region: 180-3398 (1072 amino acids)
Biological process (GO): intracellular protein transport; endoplasmic reticulum to Golgi vesicle-mediated transport; COPII-coated vesicle cargo loading
Cellular component (GO): endoplasmic reticulum exit site; COPII vesicle coat
Molecular function (GO): zinc ion binding; SNARE binding
Source: RefSeq, a predicted model, not a curated record
UCAAAGCUCCUUAUUGCCCAUUUUCACCUCUCUUCUUGUUCCCUUGAUCUUCGGUUAGGUAAUUUCUUACACCCACCUUUUUCUUGACCUAAAUUCUCUCGAUCAAUCAAUUACUCAUCCGAUCAGUAAUUUACAGUGUGAAUUUGUUAAGAAAAUUGUGAAGCUUGAAGAUCUUGUUAAUGGCAACUCCAGGUGGACCUAGACCAGGCAAUCCACCCCCUAAUUAUAAUAAUCCUAAUCCUAAUUAUAACCCUAAUUCGAUUUCGGAUAAUAUGCAAAAUUUGAAUAUAAAUCGGCCUAAUCAGCCGCCAAGUAUCGGUAGAGGUCCUGUUCCUCCGUUUGGUCAACAAACAUUUCCAACCUCAGCUCCAUUUUCAUCUCCAUUUUCCGGGCCUAGUCGUCCUGGACCUCCACCUCCAGGUGUGGUUCCUAGAGGUGCAGUGCCACCUCCUACUGGACCUCCACAAGGUGCAUUGCCCCCUUUCAUGGCUCCUAACCGAGGUCCUGGUGGUGUCAGUGGUCCACCUGGCGGGAACCCUCCUCCUCCAUUUGCUGCAAGGCCUGUGACUUCUGGUCCUCGUCCUGGUCCUUUUGGAGGUCCGGCAAUGCCACCAGCCAAUGUAGGUGGUGGUGGUGGUCCGAUGAAUAAUGGCCCUCCGUCGUUUGGACCAGGUGGUAUGCAAGGCGGUCCUCAGUAUGCUCCAGCUGGUGUUAGACCAAGACCAGCUACUGGACCUCCACCUUCUCCACCAUCAAUGUCGUCACCAGGUGGUUCUUAUUCAGGCCAAUCAACACCUUUUUCUGGAGGUUCGCCUGAUAAUCAACCAAUAGGGCCACCUCCACUUGCUCCUCCCUUUUCAGCACCCCCGAGAGGACCACCAACAUUUUCAGCUCCGGGUCAAGGCAUGGCUCAACAACAAGCUUCUCCCUUUGGGGCUCAACCAUGGCAAAUGCAACCUCGACAAAAUGUACCGCCUGCACCAAUCCCUGGUUCUGGUCAACCAUCAAGAAUGUAUGGCAUGCAACCUGCACUUUCUAAUCAACAAUCAAUGGCUACAAUAUCACCGGCCAUGGGUGCUGGUGGAUCAGCAGUCACAGGACCAUCAAAGAUCGAUCCUAACCAAAUUCCGCGCCCUAUUCCCAGUCCCUCUGUGCUUCUACAUGAAACUCGCCAGGGGUCCCAGGCCAAUCCUCCACCGCCUGCUACCAGUGAAUUCAUCGUUAGGGAUACUGGAAACUGCAGCCCACGGUACAUGAGAUGUACUAUCAAUCAGAUUGCUUGCACUUCCGAUCUUUUGACCACUUCUGGUAUGCAGCUGGCCUUGUUGGUUCAGCCGUUGGCCCUCCCUCAUCCAUCCGAGGACCCCAUUCAAAUAGUGGAUUUUGGUGAAAGUGGCCCUGUUCGCUGUUCUCGGUGCAAAGGGUACAUCAAUCCAUUCAUGAAGUUUGUUGACCAAGGAAAACGUUUCAUCUGUAACUUUUGUGGUUUCACUGAUGAAACUCCCCGUGAUUAUCAGUGCAAUUUAGGUCCAGAUGGCAGACGACGAGAUGCUGAUGAGAGGCCUGAGCUAUGUAGAGGCACUGUUGAAUUUAUUGCUACAAGAGAAUUCAUGGUGCGUGAUCCGAUGCCGGCUGUGUUUUUCUUCCUCAUUGAUGUAUCAAUGAAUGCCAUACAAACUGGUGCUACCGCUGGAGCUUGCAGUGCCAUCAGUCGUGUUAUUACGGAUCUUCCAGAGGGCCCUCGUACGAUGGUGGGAAUAGCAACAUUUGACUCAACCAUCCAUUUUUACAAUCUGAAACGUGCAUUGCAGCAGCCAUUGAUGCUCAUAGUUCCUGAUGUACAUGAUGUUUACACUCCUCUGCAAACCGAUGUUAUUGUUCAGCUUUCCGAGUGUCGUCAGCAUCUAGAUCUACUGCUGGAAAGCAUCCCAACUAUGUUUCAGAAUAAUAAAACAGCUGAUUCAGCAUUUGGUGCUGGGAUUAAGGCUGCUUUUUUGGCAAUGAAGAGCACCGGAGGAAAACUUUUGGUAUUUCAGUCAGUCUUACCUUCUGUUGGUAUUGCGGCUCUUUCUGCUCGAGAAGCCGAAGGAAGAACUAAUAUAUCUGCAGGAGAAAAGGAACCUCAUAAAUUACUCCAACCAGCAGACAAGAAUAUGAAGCAAAUGGCUAUUGAUCUUGCAGAGUACCAGGUCUCAGUUGAUGUAUUUAUUACUACUCAAAGUUAUGUAGAUAUUGCUUCCAUCUCUAUCAUCCCAAGGACGACUGGAGGGCAGGUGUAUUAUUAUCACCCCUUUUCCGCUCUUUCCGAUCCUGCAAAACUCUACAAUGAUCUUCGAUGGAAUGUUACAAGGCCACAAGGAUUCGAAGCUGUGAUGCGUGUUAGAUGCAGCCAGGGUCUUCAAGUUCAAGAAUACUCUGGAAAUUUCUGUAAGCGCAUUCCAACAGAUGUGGACCUGCCUGCGAUUGAUUGUGACAAAUCCAUCAUGGUGACUCUUAAACACGAUGAUAAGUUGCAAGAUGGCUCGGAAUGUUCUUUUCAGUGUGCACUUCUUUAUACUACUAUGUAUGGGCAAAGAAGAAUUCGUGUCUCUACCUUGUCCUUGCCCUGCACAACCAUGCUAAGCAAUCUCUUCCGCUCAGCUGACUUGGAUACACAAUUUUCAUGUUUUCUAAAGCAAUCGGCUAAUGAAAUCCUUACAAACCCGUUAUUACAAGUAAGGGAGCAGGUGACAAACCUUUGCAUCAAUAUUCUUCAUGCUUAUCGCAAAUUUUGUGCAACCGUGUCAUCAUCAGGACAACUUAUUCUUCCAGAGGCACUUAAACUGUUGCCUUUGUACACUCUUGCUUUGAUAAAAAGUAUUGGAAUGCGGACCGAUGCACGGAUAGAUGAUCGGUCAUUUUGGAUCAAUUAUGUUUUCCCUCUCUCUGCACAAUUGGCAAUUCCGCUUGUUUACCCCAGGAUGAUAAGCAUUCAUGACCUUAAUUUAAAGGAAUCAGAGGGAUCUGUUAUUCCUGCUGUUAUUCCUCUUUCAAGUGAACAAGUAAACGAAAAUGGAAUCUAUCUCCUCGAAAAUGGUGAGGAUUGCUUAAUUUAUAUCGGAAGCGCUGCUGAUCCUGAUACAACACGCCAACUCUUUGGCUUUUCAUCUGCGGAAGAGGUUCCUACUCAGUUUGUAUUGCAGCAAUUCGACAAUCCUAUGUCGAAGAAACUCAACGAGGUCAUAAACGAGAUCAGAAGCCAAAGAUGCAACUACCUUCGCUUAAAACUAUGCAAGAAAGGAGAUCCAUCAGGAAUGCUGUUCUUUUCAUACAUGGUGGAAGACAAGUCUCCAAGUGGUCUCUCCUAUGUUGAGUUCCUAGUACAUGUCCAUCGGCAGAUUCAAAGCAAAAUGACUUGAUGUUGUUGAGGACUCGAGUUUCAUUUACUAGCUUUGGUAGUGUAAAGUGUGCAGAAAUUUGGAUCUCGAGAUUAAAAGUAAAGCUCGAAAAGUGUUGAAAAUGCGGCUUUGGCGUGGUUAUCCCACCCAGUAUUUUUGGUGAAAACUAGUUGAGCAAAGUUCCGAAUUUAUAGUUUUUGGUUAUAUAUUGUAGCUUAAAUUUGAGCAUUGUGAACUUGUAGCAUUUAAUAGAUAGUUUGGUUUGACCAGUGACCAAUACUAUUUAUCUUUUUUGUUUUAUAUAUAUUUAUAGUGAUAUUCCCUCCUUCCGACUUCUGUGAUGUAUAAGUUGCAAUAUUAUAAUUGUCUUUGAACAUGAAA